Caenorhabditis elegans is the source of this 832-nucleotide messenger RNA. It is a transcript of the gene Y73F4A.2, whose product is annotated as DOMON domain-containing protein Y73F4A.2. The transcript is spliced from 3 exons. Lineage: Eukaryota; Metazoa; Nematoda; Chromadorea; Rhabditida; Rhabditidae. Gene Ontology annotation, cellular component: extracellular region. Bases 38 to 544 code for a protein of 168 amino acids. The record is from RefSeq and is marked reviewed.
AGACAGUACAUCCAUUUGAAACUCUCACAUUCGAAAAAUGUUCCGAUCCAUUGCUGUUCUUUCGGCUCUUCUUUUUGCCUUUGCAUCCGCCAAAACAUGCAAAUACGACAGUUCCGAUUUUGAAGUUUACUGGCGAUUCGCUAAUAAUUCGAUUAAUAUGCAAUUCAUGAACACUGAUAUUAAAAAUAACGAAUGGACUGGAGUUGGGUUUGGAGAUGAUAAGAACAACUUUGUCGGAGUCUUCUUCAUGGUGUCCAACAAUCAAGUUACUGUCCGUACAGGAUCAACCACUCAACACGGACCACCAACUUUCACUCAAUCUGGAACAAACACUGCUUCAGUAUCCACUCAAGCACUAAACUAUUUCCCAGAGGAUAAGACAAUGAGUGCUGUCGUUCAAAUUCCAAUUCAAUUCAAUGGAAGAAGCCUUCAAUCGUGCCAAAAAUGGAGGUUCGUCAAGUCUGGCAAAAUCGAAAACGGACAACUCACCCGUAACGAUAAGUCGCCAAAGGAGAAGAAAGUGUGCCCAAUGGAAUGCAAUUAAGCUCCGCCCUUUUACUUAUUCAUGAAUAAUCAUGUUUCAAUUUGACCAUGUAAAUAAUUGUUUUUCUCAUAUCGGGAUCAUCUUUUUUCUCUCACUGUUUCAAAAAUAAUUGAAUUUCAAUUUAAAAACGAUAACUUCGACCAAUAAACGGUUCGACUAGAAAUCAACGAACAAACGUGAACAUUGUCAGCGUGGCUACCGUAACCCGUCAAAAUCAAAUACACUUUGUUAUUGUCACAAUUGUGCCAUUCGUUUUGUUUGAACAAGAAAAAACUGUGUUUGACAACU